Molecule: messenger RNA, 1429 nt
Organism: Opisthorchis viverrini
Lineage: Eukaryota; Metazoa; Platyhelminthes; Trematoda; Opisthorchiida; Opisthorchiidae
Exons: 11
Coding region: 36-1424 (462 amino acids)
Biological process (GO): cytoplasmic microtubule organization; cytoskeleton-dependent intracellular transport
Cellular component (GO): centrosome; cytoplasm
Molecular function (GO): dynein light intermediate chain binding; microtubule binding
Source: RefSeq, a predicted model, not a curated record
UGCCAAGCUCUCUAUACCAUUGACUUCAACUCUCCAUGUCCGGUGGUCAUGCGGUACAGAAUUUACUGCGAUGGCUAAGAACCUUUGACGCCGCUUCUUCCGUGGAGUCUGUGAAUGAUAUAGCUGAUGGCGUUAUCCUGGGGAAAGUUCUUCUGGCAAUCUCCCCAAAACACUUCUCACCCGAAUGGUUGGGUCAGCUACGCACAGGAGGACACAUCACACCCAGCAUUAAAAUCAAGAAUUUGGAACAUAUCGCAUGUGCGGUUGAGACGUUUCUGGCUCAAGUCCCCGAUGAAUCCAUUCUCGUGAGGCCGCUACCAAACUUGGCUUCGAUAGCCGAGUACAACGCAGAAGAUGAAGCAUUCCGUCUGCUUCAGCUUGUUCUCGGCUGCGCGGUCAACUGCGAGAAUAAAAGCACCUACAUAGAGGCUAUUAUGCACCUGGAAGAGUCUGUUCAACACGUGCUCAUGGAAGCCAUCCAACAACUGAUGACUUCAUCCGUUCGCCUGAACACAGCAACAUUAGAUGUCUUUCAGACUAGUGGAGACGGCCAGUUACUCUCGGCUGUGGACGAGUGCAAACGUUUGUCUUUUCAAAAAGAGGCCCUCGCCCAACAAUGUCAUGAACUGGAAAAGCUGGUCGAAACUCUACGAGGAGAAAACACCAAUCUUCAAUUGGAACUGGACCAAGCGCGUUGUGCUCAGAAUCAGACUAUCAGAGACUCCACCGAACACGAUAUUUCGGCCAAUCUGCUCCUCUCCUCCGCGGAGACCGGCUUACCCGUGCCGGCAACCGAAAUCCCAAUGAGUCCGACCGUCGCCUCGGUUCGUAUUGGUCAAUUACGGGAUCAGCUGACCAAACUGCGCAACGAAUUGUACCGCGUGGAAACCGAAAAAGAAGAAGUGAAAAUCAAACUGGCCGAUUCACAAACGACUGUUGAAGGACUGCGUCAAAAGUGCGAGCUCUUAAUGCGUAAAUCCGAGGAAGCUGUUCAUUUGAAAGACGAAUUAGACAUAGCUCGUGAGGAACUUGCCGCAGCUUCUCAUCUGACAACCACAAUGGACCAGUUACGCAAACGAGCGGACGAGGCAGUGGAGCUGAGAGUGCGUUGCGCCAAAUUGGAAACAGACAACAAAGUCCUGGUGGACCGUCUGGCCGAGUUGGAACAAGAAACACGCCUGACUGGUCAUGUGCGCUCACAAGCUGAAACCCAACGGCUCCAGGCGGCAGAUGCUCGUCAGGCGGCCACGCAAGCGAAUGCACGAGCGGAUGCGAUCGAAGCGGAAUUGCGUCGCGUUCGUGAUGAACUCUCGGCAACAAUGAGGGAAAAGACGGUAAUUUGUUCCUUCGUAUCAUCACUUGCCCUAUCAGGACACCAUGUUUUCCGUUCGAUUUAUUAUUUUCAUAGGAUCUUUUCCAGAUAAACCCC